Messenger RNA from Perkinsus marinus ATCC 50983, 1329 nucleotides. RefSeq lists its product as hypothetical. The coding region runs from base 1 to 1329 and encodes 442 amino acids. NCBI's taxonomy places the organism in Eukaryota, Perkinsozoa, Perkinsida, Perkinsidae. The record is from RefSeq and is a predicted model, not a curated record. The transcript has a single exon.
AUGUAUUACUGCAAGGAUUCCCGAGUGUACCACUCCUCCCAAAGAGUCUGUGGGAGGUGCUCUGAAGUUGCAGUCAUCACGGUGGAAUCCGGUUGCCUAGUGGUAACUCUCAAUGGUGUCGACUUGUUGGCUCCUCUAGUGCACGUCAUAGAGGGUUGUGUGAGAGAAGUGGUCGAUGACGUUGCUGUUCGGGAUCAUCAGGUUGUCGUUGCGGCCAAUGGUGUAGUCACGAUCGUCGAUUUCGAUACCUUCAUAGUAUUCCAUGAUGUUCCCUUCGUACGCCACAUCUCCCUUAUCCACCCCAUAGCUAGCCUUGCAUGGUUCCCUGGUCAUAUGAGUGCCAUUCUAUCGACCUCUCGUCCAGGGCACAUAGCAGUAAUCGACGCCAUCUCCUGUGAGUUAUACACUUUGGACUUGGACUUUCAACGUGGGGCUCGAAUAUAUCCCUAUCGAAUGGGCAUCUGUAUUGAACACGGCAGCCAAGUAGAGACUUGGGAAGUCCCGAUAUCGCUGUGCGAUGUGUUCACUACCCUCAAAACUGGAACGCUGGAGGAGGAUAUAUUGCCUCGCAGUGUCAUCAGAGCCUUCCGCUUGUCCCCAAGUCGGGCCUACGCGGCGGUUCGGGAUAAUGGCUUAGCAUUGUCUUAUUUGCAGAGGCUUUGGAGAGUACCUGUCGUGAAGGAUAGGGAGGUGGUGUGUGUCGUAACUCAGCCGUCCAGGAUUGGGAGCAUAUCGGAAGUCCAUAAAGCGGUCUCGGAAGGUGAGUUCCAGGCUUUUGCUAGGAGGAUGCUCGUUUGUCUCCUCGGCAAUCUUCCGGCUCUCAAUGACUCUGCAUGUGACUUCACAGAGGCCUGUCCACGACGGAUUAGGAAUGCUUAUUUACUACGUCCUAAGGUAGCGGACGCCGACAAAGUGGGACCUCGAUGGGAGGACCUCAAGGGCCUGGACAGGGCGAUAUUGUCGACUGUUGAGGAAUUGCUUGGGAAGUUGAAUGAAGUUAACGAAGAGUUGUGGGAGCCUCUAUGGGCUCUACGUAUUUAUUGCUGUCUGAGGUUCCGUAAAGACCUCUCUUACCUUGGCCGUGUUCUGGGUGUCCAUCCUCGCCUAUUAUUUGGUGGUAUUAGGAAGGAACAAUCAUUCCUUGUACGCAUAUUGGAGGAUAUACCCCCGGAGAGUAGUGGUUUGGGACGGUCCUUGGGUCCUUAUCUUGAGCACUACCAUUGGAUCCCCUCCCUACGACAACGAGGGGAAGCAGCCAUAGCCCGCCAUAGAAUACGUCUCCAUCCUGCCGGUGUCUUGAUGAGCCGGUGUGAGUUGAGGUCGGCUUGA